AUGAAUGAAGCUCCAGGAGCUGUUUUAAACACAGUAGAACUACUGGAAGCCAUCCUCUUAGACCUCGACAUCCAUACCUUGCUCGUCUCUGCUCCCCGUGUCUGUCAACGAUGGAAUUUCGUGAUUAAAGAGUCUCUAUCCCUGCAGCAGGCUCUCUUUUUCCAACCCAACGACGUCCCUCUUGGGAAUGAAAAAGACCAUGGCCAAAUCCAACCAAAGAUGCAAAAUCCCUUUCUCAAAGAUGUGUUCCCAGCCUGGUUUCAACACACCAAUGCCUUCAACGAGGACGGCAACAGCCUAGGGAGCAGCAGGACUACCAUUGGAAACAGACAGAUAAUGAAGGGAUACAUGAUGUUCCAAGACACCAAACUUUAUAAAAUGAACAUGUACGCUCCUGAUAAUCCGUUCCUCCGACCAUGCGCAUCCUGGCGUCGAAUGCUUAUCUCCCAACCUCCCUGUCGAACCAUUGUUGCCACGUCCACCAAGUUAGCAGGCAAUUGGUACUAUCCGUAUACGGCACACUCGAAAGACGGAUUGCGAAUGAUGGAUUUGUACGGAAUCACUUUGCAACAUGCUGCACAACACGACACGUCGAGCUUCGUGGUAGUCUGGCCAGAAGGCGGCGACGAUGGCUACGUCCACAUGCUGGGUCAUCUAGCUCGAGCGAGUGCCGGAAUGGACCGAAAACUUGAUAUGAGUGCUAGACUUAUCUGGAAUUGCAAGCCAGAUCUGGUGGUGAAGCUGCUUUGGAAUCGUAGCUGGGGCGGUCAUCACGUUGAUUUCAACAACAAUGCGUUUUGGAUUGGCUGCGGAGUCAAUGAACUGCUUCCUAGCAUCAAAGACAGACAGUCCAGCCUUUAUGCCUCAAAAGAUAUUCAGUUCCAAUCGGCAAUAUUUACUAGCAAGUGA
This is a messenger RNA of Pochonia chlamydosporia 170, 909 nucleotides long. RefSeq lists its product as hypothetical. Bases 1 to 909 code for a protein of 302 amino acids. NCBI's taxonomy places the organism in Eukaryota, Fungi, Ascomycota, Sordariomycetes, Hypocreales, Clavicipitaceae. The record is from RefSeq and is a predicted model, not a curated record. The transcript has a single exon. Gene Ontology annotation, molecular function: protein binding.